CGCGACGCGCACGCGCAGACGGUGACUCCCGGCGUGCAGCGCGGCGGCCGAGCCGGCAGCGGGCCGCCGCGGGCAGCCCCGCCGGGCCGCGAGGUCCGGACAAGCGGGGAGGAUGGCGCUAAAGAGGAUCCAGAAGGAAUUGACGGACUUGCAGCGGGAUCCUCCUGCCCAGUGCUCCGCAGGACCUGUGGGUGAUGACUUGUUCCACUGGCAGGCCACCAUCAUGGGCCCGAAUGACAGCCCUUACCAAGGAGGUGUUUUCUUCCUGACCAUCCACUUUCCCACGGAUUACCCAUUUAAGCCCCCAAAGGUUGCUUUCACAACCAAAAUCUAUCACCCCAAUAUCAACAGCAAUGGCAGCAUCUGCUUGGACAUCCUGCGGUCACAGUGGUCUCCAGCGCUGACUGUGUCCAAAGUUCUCUUGUCCAUCUGUUCUCUGCUCUGCGACCCCAACCCUGAUGACCCUCUGGUGCCAGAAAUAGCCCACACCUACAAGGCCGACAGAGAGAAGUACAACAGACUAGCACAAGAGUGGACACAGAAAUAUGCUAUGUAAGUGCCUUGGAGGUUUCCAGGACAAGCUCGAGGUCUCCCUUGAAGCCAAGCUGUGGGCUGUACCACUCACAGAGUGUCAUCUCUCCCCCACACACCUUGGCCACCCACUCUGUCUGAUUACAGCAUGUUGGUGCCACUCUCAGCCGUUGUGGCUUGAACAGCAUCAUAUUUUUGAUGCCAAAUCAGCAGCCAUUGUUACGAUCCGCAGCCUUCCUGGUUACACUGAAACCAGUCCGUCUGCCCUGUGUCUUCUGCUCUCUCCAGCGGACAAGGUCCCACACGCCUUCCCCGUCAGCCUUUGGCAGCGCUGCACUCCCUGUGGCACUAGGUGGGAGCCCUGCUGGGCCCUCUCCACGUUCCCUUAUGCCUUUAGAACUCAGAGCUGUCCUGAGCCCCAGGGCAGAGUGGGCUUCCCUUGCAUCCUGUCUGCCACAGAGCCAUGUCCUGAGGGGUCUGAGUGUGUCCCAGAGGCUCCUGGGAAUUUGGACAGUGUCACUGGAAAACAGAAGCCUCAUUCUGCAGCUUCUGCCGUCUUCCUCUGCGGGUCUACGUGGUGCAUUUCUCUCCUCACACCAAGAAGCAGCAAGUGGAAGAUGUCAGGAUAUAAAGCACAUAACACCCAUGACAGAUGACUUUUUUUUUUUUUAAAGAAGUAAGAGAAAAAUUAUAAACCAGGAAAGAUUUAGGCUCUUUUCUAUGUGAUGAGAGUUCCCCACCCCUAGCACUUCCUAUCAGGAACCUACACAAAGUCUAAUGUAAGCCAUUCACCGAAGAGAACACUAAUAUCGGGAAAGACUUUCAAGUGUAAAUAAAAAAAGGAGUUUCCUCAUAA
Messenger RNA from Cavia porcellus (domestic guinea pig), 1387 nucleotides. RefSeq names its product ubiquitin conjugating enzyme E2 D4 (putative) (gene Ube2d4). The coding region runs from base 113 to 556 and encodes 147 amino acids. Gene Ontology annotation, molecular function: ubiquitin conjugating enzyme activity. Gene Ontology annotation, biological process: protein K48-linked ubiquitination. The record is from RefSeq and is a predicted model, not a curated record. Gene Ontology annotation, cellular component: nucleus. The transcript has 7 exons. NCBI's taxonomy places the organism in Eukaryota, Metazoa, Chordata, Mammalia, Rodentia, Caviidae.